Messenger RNA from Drosophila obscura, 1818 nucleotides. Its product is annotated as synaptotagmin-1. Gene Ontology annotation, molecular function: calcium ion binding; calcium-dependent phospholipid binding; clathrin binding. Lineage: Eukaryota; Metazoa; Arthropoda; Insecta; Diptera; Drosophilidae. The record is from RefSeq and is a predicted model, not a curated record. The transcript has 7 exons. Bases 110 to 1585 code for a protein of 491 amino acids. Gene Ontology annotation, biological process: regulation of dopamine secretion; calcium-ion regulated exocytosis; regulation of calcium ion-dependent exocytosis.
GCACCGACGAAGUUGUUAAGGCGCGUGAGUUCAAAACGUACACAGUGGAUAUAUUGUUUAAAAUCAUUUAUCAACCGUGCAAAAACGAGCCCAAAAGAACGUUACAGCCAUGGACAUUGUCAUACGUGAGGAGGAUAUUUCCCUAGCCCAAAUCGGUGUAUACGCUUCGGUAUCUUUUUUGGUGGUGUCUGCUGUGGGCGCAGCACUUUAUACCACCUGCUCGAAGCGGUAUCGUCUCAACUGGUUUGAGCAGAAUCUACUGGAAUCAGCCAACGAAAAGGAUGAAGAUCAACAGAGCAGGGAAGCCUUGGUUGCUGGUGCCGCUGGCUAUAAUGUCGACAACCUCAAUGAGUGCUCGCGCGGCAAUCUCAGUCCCACUUCCCUAAAGAACGAUGAGAAUGAUCCGGCUUUCUGGGUGCCCGCUUCGGUAACUUCCACAGCUGCUAUCCAACAACAAGUAUCGAACACCACAGAGGAGUCGGCACCACCAACACCUACUUCACCCACUGGCAGUCUCAAGUCCAACACCCUAUCCCUCUGCUCCACUACAUCCGUGCCAAUCGCCCGAUCGGACAAACAUGUCGUCCUGGCCAUGCAUCCCACUCGCCCCAGAGUCUCUUCCAUGAAUGCAAAAUUGGAUCACACAAAAAUCGAUAUGACUCUGUACAGAAGCCACACUCAACCAAAGACCUUGGACCCCGCUCCAGCCAUUGAAGUGCGUGGGAAUUUGCAUGUUGGAAUUAGCUACGAUCCAGUUGGUGGUCUUCUAAAUGUGCGAUUGCUAGAGGCUCAGAAUCUACAGCCAAGACAAUUCAGUGGCACUGCGGAUCCUUAUGCCAAGGUCCGACUGUUGCCCGACAAAAAGAACUUUUGGCAGACGCGUAUUCACAAGAAGACCUUGAAUCCAGUUUUCGACGAGCACUUUGUCUUUGAGGUUGCCGCUGGUGUCAUCGACAAGCGAACUGUGGAGAUUCUGCUGUAUGACUUUGAUGCCUACUCGCGACACGUGUGCAUUGGCGGAUCGAAGCUUCAUUUGGCCAACUUGGAUCUGAGCGAACAACUGCAGCUAUGGACUCCCUUGAGCUCCGCUUCGGCCCAGGACAUGAAAGUGGAUUUGGGAGAUAUAAUGGUGUCCCUGGCAUACCUUCCCUCAGCCGAACGUCUGAUGGUGGUACUGAUCAAGGCCAGAAAUCUACGGAUUGUCGAUGAUGCAAGGAACUCUUCCGAUCCGUAUGUCAAAGUGACUCUUCUGGGACCGGUGGGAAAGAAAAUGAAGAAACGCAAGACUGGAGUCCAGCGGAGCACCGUCAAUCCUGUAUACAACGAGGCCUUGGCAUUUGAUGUCAACAAGGAAACGCUGAAGAACUGUGUGCUCGAGUUUACUGUCGUCCAUGAUGGUCUUUUGGGAUCGAGUGAAAUCUUGGGUCGCACUCUCAUUGGCAACUCCUCCGAGGUGCGCACUGAGGAGAAGAUCUUCUUUGAGGAGAUGUUUCGUGCCAAAAAUGCCACCGCUCAAUGGGUGCCACUCCAAGAGCCGGUCACAAAUUUGGCCAAUGCAGCCAAGUCCACAACAAACAAGAAUUAGCUUCCACAGCUUGGUUUGUGUCUGGGAUGAGGUCGAACUUGCUGGAUUUUUCCCAAUUGAAGGCAAAUCGUACAUGAAUAUUACUCGGUAUCUACAUAGCUUUCGUGUAAAGUGUCAAGUUCACGUAAAAUUAACAUUAUGUGGGCAUAUCCAGCCAAUGAAAUCUUUUAUAUUUUCAAUCUAAAUCGGACCGACUCUAAAAACAUACAAAAUUUAAUUCAUUUUAUACUGAA